Messenger RNA from Harmonia axyridis, 1957 nucleotides. RefSeq names its product trehalase-like. The transcript is spliced from 2 exons. The coding region runs from base 198 to 1862 and encodes 554 amino acids. Gene Ontology annotation, molecular function: alpha,alpha-trehalase activity. Gene Ontology annotation, biological process: trehalose catabolic process. The record is from RefSeq and is a predicted model, not a curated record. Lineage: Eukaryota; Metazoa; Arthropoda; Insecta; Coleoptera; Coccinellidae.
UGAUUAUCUAGCAAUCCAUCAUAUCAUCUCAAAGAUGCAUAAAAAUUGAGUCAUUUGAGGUGAGCUUAUCAUAAGAUCAAUUUAGGUGUAUGAAUUAGUGCUCAUUUCUAUAUAGUAGUUCAGGAUUUUGAAAAGACAUCGAACCCCUUCAGAAACUUGAACCCGUCCACAUCAGUUGCAGGUAAUUUCGAUCCAAUAUGGAGCCAAAACGCUUCCUACUUGCGUUUUUGGCAUGUCUGCUCUACGUCCACGAUGGACUGGCUGAGAAGAUCACUUGCAACCACGAGAUCUACUGCAAAGGAGACCUCUUGAAGACCGUUCAGAUGGCUAGGAUAUUCCCUGACUCCAAAACCUUCGUGGACAUGGAAAUGACAAAGGACACAUCCCAGAUCUUAGCGAACUUCAACUCCUUAAUGAGUUCCACCAACAACGAGCCUACGAGAGACCAAGUCAAACAGUUUGUUGAUGACAACUUUCAACCCGGUAACGAACUGAUGGACUGGGAGGCUCCAGACUUCAACCCCAACCCACCUUUUUUGAAAGAAAUCAUGGUACCUGAGUACAGAGCAUUCGCGAAGGAUUUGGUGCAAAUUUGGACCAACUUCAGCAGGAUACUCAAGCCAGAUGUGUCAAGGGAACCUGAGAGGUAUUCCAUCAUUCCUAUAUCAAAUGGCUUCAUUAUACCUGGAGGUAGAUUCAAAGAGAUUUACUACUGGGACUCCUACUGGAUUAUAAAGGGUCUUUUAGCAAGCGACAUGCACGAAACUGCUAGAGGAAUGAUCGAUAAUUUGUUGUCGAUGGUGGCACAAUAUGGAUUUGUACCAAACGGUGGAAGAAUCUAUUACCUCAACAGAUCUCAACCACCACUUCUCAGUCUAAUGGCACACGAGUAUCUCAAAGCAACCAAUGAUAUAACUUGGUUGAAACAAAUAGCCCAUUUACUUCAAGAUGAACUAAAAUACUGGCUCAAAACUCAAACCGUUACUUUCACUUACAAAGACACCAAGCACACUCUUGCCCGUUACUCAGUAGAUGACCCUUCACCAAGACCAGAAUCUUACCGUGAAGACGUACAAACCUGCUCUGUGAGGGAGAACAAAGAAGAUGUUGAGAAUUGUUACAAUGACCUGAAGAGUGGGGCUGAAACUGGUUGGGACUACAGCUCACGUUGGUUUAUAGACGAAGAUGGCUCCUACGGAUUGAAUCUGAGCAGCAUCCACACCAGAAAUAUCAUUCCAGUUGAUCUCAACGCCUUCUUAGCGCAAGCUUUUAAACUUGCAGCCACUUUUUCAUACAUUGCAGCAGAUUCCGAUGCCCAACAGUAUUGGAUGGAUCUCCAUCUUUCCUGGAAAAAGAGCAUCCAAGAAGUGCUAUACAACGAAACGGAUGGGAUUUGGUAUGAUCUGGACAUCCAGAGGCUACAACACAGGACCGGCUUCUAUCCAAGCAAUCUUGCACCUCUAUGGGCUGAACUAUACGAAGAACCUGAACUGGGGGAUCUCGCAGUGAAGUAUCUUGAAAAAGAGGGCAUUUUGGAGUUUCCAGCAGGAGUACCGACCUCUCUUCUGGAGACUGGGGAACAGUGGGAUUUACCAAACGCAUGGCCUCCGCUACAAUCGAUAGUAAUUCUGGGUUUGAAGAGAUCGAGAAGUCCGAAAGCUUUAGAAGCUGCUCAAAAUUUGGCUAGGAAGUGGGUAAAUAACAAUCUGCUCAUUUAUAAUCGUACGGGAUUUAUGUAUGAGAAGUAUAAUGCAGAAACUGUUGGAGUCAUUGGGGGAGGAGGGGAAUAUAGUAUCCAAACAGGUUUUGGAUGGACCAAUGGGGAAAUAUUCGAGAUUAUCGAGGAAUUCUUCAGUAGAUAAUUCUGAAUGUGGUGAAUAUAUCCAGAACUAUGUAUCUAUUGUUAAGUAAGGUACAAUGUUAUUAACGUAGGAAUAAAUACAUAUGGAAGUCUGUA